This is a messenger RNA of Prinia subflava (tawny-flanked prinia), 1136 nucleotides long. Its product is annotated as baculoviral IAP repeat-containing protein 5-like. The transcript has 4 exons. Bases 144 to 566 code for a protein of 140 amino acids. NCBI's taxonomy places the organism in Eukaryota, Metazoa, Chordata, Aves, Passeriformes, Cisticolidae. The record is from RefSeq and is a predicted model, not a curated record.
UUCAUUGCAACCAAGAAAAAGGCGUCCUUCGGGGAGCCGGCCCGGGCUCCGCGGGCGCCCUGAGGGCGGUGGCGCCGCGCGGCCCGGCCCGGCCCCGCCCCGCUCCCGCCGUGCCCCGCGCGCGCCGCCGUUUGAACGGGGCUAUGGAGGGGCUGGCGGCGCUGCCCGAGAUUUGGCGGCUCUACUUCGCCCCCGUCCGCGCCGCCACCUUCCGCAACUGGCCCUUCACCGAGGGCUGCGCCUGCACGCCCGAGCGGAUGGCGGCGGCGGGCUUCGUGCACUGCCCCAGCGAGAACAGCCCCGACGUAGCGCAGUGCUUCUUCUGCCUCAAGGAGCUGGAGGGCUGGGAGCCCGAGGACGACCCCCUGGAGGAACACAAAAAGCACUCUGCGGACUGUGGUUUUCUUUCUCUUCAGAAGGAACCUGCUAACCUGACGGUGCAGGAGUUCCUGAAGCUGGACAAAAUGCGAAUGAGGAAGGCACUUAAAAAAGAGAUUUCUCAGAAGAUGACCAAGGUUGAAGAUAAAGCAAAGAUCCAGCGUUGUGGUAUAAAGAAUCUGGCCUAGACUGCUGCAGCUUCAUAGUUGCCAGUGACAGGCUGUGGCACUGCCCCUUUGACUGAAUGGCUGUGUUUCCUGAGGCUGCUUCCAGACCGGUUGUCCCUGAGAAGCAGAGGGAAUUCACUCCUCCAAGUCUGUCUGAGAAAUACCUGGGCGUUUGAUGCAUUGCAUACAUAGUCUUUUUCUGCAGGGAUUCUCCUAAUGUUCCUGCUGAUUUUUUAAGGAUUAUUACUUAUGGGUUUACCUUUUUUCUUCUUACUUUUUUUUUCCUUUGUAAUACAGCUGUUUAGAGAUAUUGCUGUCUCAUAGAGAUAGAGAUAGGUUUAGCUCUGAUGCUAAAACUUGUAUUUCUGAUAGGAGUUGACAUGCAUUUCCAUUUUUGUACUGGUGCUUUUAGAUACUUUGGGACAUAGAAAGGGGAAGGAGUUUUAAAAAUAUUUCAGGGAUUUAGGAUUGUGGCCAAUAACCUUGAGUUAUACCACACCUUAGUGUGCCUGGUAUUCUUGUAAAUGUCUGUAGUUGGCUGCUGCCUUGUGUUGAUGCAUUUAUAAAUAAAAGUUGAAGGCACAACAACAA